This is a messenger RNA of Colletes gigas, 1992 nucleotides long. RefSeq names its product leucine-rich repeat-containing protein 57. Bases 381 to 1097 code for a protein of 238 amino acids. Gene Ontology annotation, molecular function: protein binding. The transcript has 2 exons. NCBI's taxonomy places the organism in Eukaryota, Metazoa, Arthropoda, Insecta, Hymenoptera, Colletidae. The record is from RefSeq and is a predicted model, not a curated record.
UCGAACACAACCACUAGGCCAAUAUGGCCGACGGACUGUCAAUCGGGUGACAUUUCACUCAAUUUUCGUCUGCGAAAGGAUGCUCGCGAACUGCUGACAUCCACGAGUAGAACAAGUUCCGCGACCACGUACGUACGAGCACGAAUAGCUGUACCGAUCAGCCCGCUACGUCCAUCGACACCACGAGUAUCGCUGUAGUGAAAAUUAGUCGGAGGAGUGGCGACGUAACGACUGACUUUGGUAUACUGGUACAGUGUCACGCAAAAGUUAACGUUCAUCGAUGACCGGUACAAUCUGUAACAAAAAAUAGUUCGUUGCUUUGCAAUGAUAACGGUGCCAAAGAGCAGGUGUGAUUGGAACGAACCUGGGUGCCAGCUGAAAUGGGAAACUCUGGUUUGAAACAACAUUACGAGACCGCGAAAAAGACCGGUACGUUAAAUUUGUCGCAGGGAAAACUCGACGAAUUCCCGCAAAUACUACGUGACUUGGCACCGCAAUUACGUACAUUAGACCUGUCCAAAAACAAAUUUAUUCAGAUUCCUAACGAUAUUGGUAACUUUACAUUGCUAAAGCAACUGAAUAUCAGUCAUAAUAAAUUGACUGCAUUGCCCGAAGUUCUCGGAACAUUGACAAAAUUAGAAGGUUUAAAUGCAGCCUCGAAUCAGAUCAAAAGUAUUCCAUGGUCUUUGGCGAAAUUAACACAUUUAAAACAGGUCAACUUGUCUGACAAUCAGAUUACCGAAUUCCCUAUAAUGUUUCGUGAUUUAAAGUUCUUGGACAUGCUGGACUUAUCUCAAAAUCGAAUUACAACGAUUCCCGACGCUGUCGCGGCAUUGCAUGUGGUCGAACUUAACCUCAAUCAGAAUCAUAUAUCGGCAAUUUCUGAGAAAUUGGCGGAAUGCUCGCGUUUAAAAACGUUAAGGCUGGAAGAGAAUUGUUUGCAGUUACACGCAAUACCUAUUAAAAUUUUAAAAGAGUCGAAUGUUUCGGUACUAUCUCUCGAAGGGAAUUUGUUUGAGAUAAAACAAUUUGCCGAUCUUGAUGGUUAUGACGACUACAUGGAAAGGUACACUGCAGUCAAGAAAAAAAUGUUUUAAGAACACUAUCACCUUAAACACUUUUGUGAUGUAUGGAUUAUCCCGCGUGUAGUAUGUAAAUUAUGCGACAUGUUAUGUAAUAAUAGUUAUGUGAUUGUUUUAUAACUUUGUAAAGAUAUCGUAUCAUGUACGCGCAAUUAUUGCAUUCAAUACUUGUGAUAAUGUAAUUGUACAAAUAAAAUAUCUCGAUUAAUUGCGAUAAUAAAUCGAGGUAGGUAUUCAUAUUUUUCAUAAACGUAUGAACAUUUAUUACGAAAAUCGUUUUAAUACGAAACGUAUUUACGCUGUAAUACUUUACUCGGUAAACAGUAUCGAGAUUGUAUUAACCAUUAGUCUAAUAUAGCUUUCCGUACUAGACUAUACUGUAUAGUUUUUGUUGCGCGGUCGCGAAACAGUACCCUACUUUGUAUUCGGUAUUUGCGUAUAUAUUUCAUCAACGAUAUUUCUACACAGAGUUUAUACAACGUCAUAAUGUUGUCGGAUGACACGCAUGAAUCAUGGUAUUUUACAGUGUACCCUAGAUUGUAAAUACUAGGACUCAUCCGUAUGCUACUAGAGUAAUCAUCCGGCUCCCCUUUCCCUCUAAUUACAAACCGAUAAAUAAGGACCAAACCCCGAAAAAGGACCUUUUUGUACCCAGUCGAAAUUGUAAGCCCUUCGAUAUACACAAGCAAAGUGAAUUAAUAAAUAAUUUUACGAACAAUUUUUUUCAUAUUUGUCGCACAAAAUGCAAUUGUAUGUACGAAUUUUAUGUCUCAAAUCGUUGAGACUUAUCAUCUAUCCUGUACACCUACAAAUCAUGUUUUGAUCGAUUUCGAAACUAUUAUGACAAUUUAUUAUAAUUGAACAACGUUAUUGUAAUCACACUUCUGAAAUUAAACUCUAUAAAAAUAAA